Bufo gargarizans (Asiatic toad) is the source of this 2364-nucleotide messenger RNA. RefSeq names its product Tax1 binding protein 3 (gene TAX1BP3). The record is from RefSeq and is a predicted model, not a curated record. NCBI's taxonomy places the organism in Eukaryota, Metazoa, Chordata, Amphibia, Anura, Bufonidae. Gene Ontology annotation, biological process: neurotransmitter receptor transport postsynaptic membrane to endosome; neurotransmitter receptor transport, endosome to postsynaptic membrane. Gene Ontology annotation, cellular component: adherens junction; postsynaptic density; postsynaptic membrane. Bases 101 to 475 code for a protein of 124 amino acids. The transcript is spliced from 4 exons. Gene Ontology annotation, molecular function: protein binding.
GUCAGUUAGUUAAUAUUCAUGAGCUGGGCGUGUGCGAGGCCCGGGUAGCUUUGUCCAGUUGCGGGUGGUGUCGUCGGCGAGUUGUGAGAUAGUCGCAAAGAUGUCGUAUAUUCCGGGACAGCCGGUCACCGCCGUUGUGCAAAGAGUUGAAAUCCACAAGCUGCGUCACGGAGACAACCUGAUCCUAGGGUUCAGUAUCGGAGGUGGCAUCGAUCAAGACUCCAGCCAGAACCCCUUUUCGGAGGACAAGACAGAUAAGGGCAUCUACGUCACACGAGUGACUGAGGGAGGACCUGCAGAGGUGGCUGGACUUCAGAUGGGAGACAAAAUCAUGCAGGUGAAUGGGUGGGACAUGACCAUGGUCACACAUGAUCAAGCCAGAAAACGUCUCACUAAGAAAAAUGAGGAAGUAGUCCGACUUCUAGUGACCAGGCAAUCCCUCCAGGAGGCCGUCAGGCAGUCUAUGAGGCAGUAAAAAUCGCACUGCUGCCCGGAUCUCGUCAUCUUCUAGUACACAGGUUGAACUAAAGACCAUCUUCCGUGCAUGUGUUGUGGCUGGUCUCCAUAUCUCAGCCGCAGCACGUGCAUUUAGCACACGCCACCAUUUCCAACAUACAUCACUGUAUAUUGCUAGCAGGGGUGUCCUAUAAUCGCCAUUACUAUAUAGGGUACUCUUAGGGUUACAAAGAACAGGCAUUCUCCAGUGAGAAGCGAGAACUGGACCCUAGCUGCUGGUCCACGCUUGGUCUCACUUUAGCGACAUGUUUCAAUUGAAAAUGCUUUUAGAUAUAAGCUAUUGACUUUAUUUUACGCCACUUUAUACUCACAUCGAGGUGGUGCAUUUCCCUUUAAUAAGAUUCUGCGCAGUAAAAUGCUUCCCCUAUGAGAACUGAUAUUUUACAUUGGCUGACGACAAAGACCAGUAGCUUGCACUUUUAUUAAGUACAUUCCAUUGUGUUCAUAUGUUUUAUAGUGGAUCUGAAAUGUCUGUUGUAGUAAAUACUGGAAAUAACAAUUCUGAGGCAUCUUUUCUUUGAACUCUGCAUUGUGCUGUUCCUCUAUUUAUCCUCCUGGAAAUGUAUGACUAAAAUGGGAACUGAGUGUUCUCUCUACACAGUUGGGCACUGUCCCUUAAAGGAGUUAUCCAAAGCAAUAUAACAGACCUCCCAGAGUGGCCGACCCGCGGUGGUGAUCAUGCUUACCUGGUCCCUUACGUCACCUGUGACAGAAGAAGAACAGGUAUUCGCUGCGGCCGGCGAUUGGCUGCAGCGGUCAUGUGCCCCCUGUCAACUGGAUGUCGUUUUUAGUGCAGCCAGGAGAUGAAAAGCCAGCGGUGGAGCGAUGGAGACUGAACCCAGUGGCAGCAACCAGGUAAGUAUGAUGAUCACCACGUCAGGGUUGGCCACUCUGGGAGGCCUUUAUUAGUAGGCUUGGAUAGCGCUUUAAAGUACUGACAUUGGAGAGAUACUCUAUUGACAACGGGAAUGGUAGCCAGUUGUCAGCAUACAUUUCCAGGAUGAACAACCGAGGAACAGCCCAACGCAUGGUUCAAGGAAAAGGUGCGCUAACAUUGUAAUUUCAUGGGGGCAUGCGAGUAUUUACUAAAAUGGAACUGACAGGUCGUUAAAAUGGUUUCCCGCCUUUCAGAGAUUGAUGACCCCACUGAUCAGCUGUUGGCGGCAGCCCCUGGAAGCAGAAAGCUCAGUCCAGCGCGCAGUGGCUGUGCUGGCGAGCCGAGCUGCUGAAAAUAGCUGAUUGUGGGGGUGCAGUGUGUUAGACCUCCACCGAUCCGGAGCAUAGGUCAUCUGUAUCUAAACGGGUGGAAAACCCCCUUUUAAUGCUUCUUUUACUAAUUCUGACACCAUAAGGUGGUUUGGGGAAAAAAACACCACUAUAGUUCUUUUUGACCCAAAGCCAGAAAUGGAUCCAGCAAGGAGAAAUGGGUCUAUAGUUUCCAUUUAACCUCCCACUAUCCAUCUUGCUUAUUAUUUUAUUAACUGGAGGAUACAAGAUGGACCCGGACAGCAAUGGCAGGGACGGUUGUUGCUUCUGCUAAAUGUUAACCAGUAUUCCCAGCAUGUACAUCAUCACAGGGACUGUCUACAGCGAUACAUGAACCAAAGACUAACACCAAUCCUAUUGUGCCGAUUGUAGGUCACGGCUCUGCCCGUUGGUCCACAUUUGAUGUAGAUUUACAGAUUUGCAGUAUGUCUAACUUCAGGAACUGUUCGGGGCUCCUCAAUAAAGGGGAUCUUUUUUUAUUAAUCUGUAUCGGGAUUCACACGGCCAUAUUUGAGAUCUGUUUAAUUUUUAUUUUAUUUUUUGCCAUAAGGAAGGGGUCAUUAUAAAAAAAGGACAUUCUUG